AUGGUAUCUAAAUGUGCUGAUUAAACUUCAACUACUUGCCUUUACUCUGUUGAAGGAGAAUGUGUAGUAGUAGGAACAUCAUGCGUACGAAAGACAUGCGAUACUGCAGCAACAGAUGCUACUCGGGAUGAUGACUCUGAAUGUUCAGCUUACUAAUAAUCUUGUACUGUUGCUAGAUUAGGAGCUUGCCAAGCCAGAGCAGCUUGUGGUGCUUACAAAUCUUCGCUCUAAUGUAAGUUUAAUACCAGCGGUGGAAAAUGCUUUUGGAAUCCAACUAAUAAGACAUGUGUUGAUUUGAAUUGUGGUAACAUUGAAGCCACAACCUCAUACGAUACUCAUAAUGAAUGUGUUGCUGUUGAUUCAACACUUGCUUGCACAGUCAGAGCUACAAAUGCUGCAGCUGUUUAAGGUUGUAUGGCAAGAGGAGCAUGCGCUUCAUAUACCAUUGAAGAACAAUGCAAAACUAAUGCAAGUAAUGGUGUUUGUGUUUGGAAUACAAAUGCAAAUUUAUCUUCACCUGCUUGCCAAGAUAAAUCUUGUACUAGUGCUCCGACUUCCACUACAACCCAUAAUGAUUGUUUUGCUUAUUAUAAUACAGCAACAGUAAGAUGUACCGUUGUUGCUACUCCAAGCAAUAGUGGCGGUAGUCCAACUUUAGGAGGAUGUUAAUAGACUGCUGCUUGUUCAAGCUAUAUUGAUAAAGAAUAGUGUUAAAUAAAUGCCAAUGGAGAACCAUGUGGAUGGAAUGGUACUUAAUGUGCUGACAAAGCUUGCUCUACUGCUCCUGCAACUACAGAUUAUGAUGAUGAUACCAAAUGUAGAGCUUACUUAUCUAAUAAAUGCACAGUCUCAGAUUCUGGAUUAGGUUGUGUAGAUAUUCCUGCAACUUGCGAAACAAUGACAUAAAAGCAAUGUUAUUAUAAUAAAGCUGGGGAUCCAUGCUAUUGGACAGGAACAGCUUGUAUUACAAAAUCAUGUGACAAUGCUCCAGAUGCAACAGCCACAGCAGAGGAAUGCAAUACCUAUUUGGCUGGAUGUACCUUAGAUAAUGUUAAAAUGCAAGACUAAAGUUUGUGAAGAUUUUGCCUUUGCCACAGAUGCUUUAUGCAAACAAGCUAUUUCUACAUGCACAACAAAUGGAACAAAUUGUGUUGGAAUUACGUUAUGCUCAGAAACUAACACUGAUGGAGGUUGUGUUAAUAAUAUACAAAAUAUAUCAUCUUUAUAAUCAAUUUUUAAUAAUCCAAACACUUACCUCACAUGA
Molecule: messenger RNA, 1264 nt
Organism: Paramecium octaurelia
Lineage: Eukaryota; Ciliophora; Oligohymenophorea; Peniculida; Parameciidae
Source: the annotation of a GenBank genome assembly